GAGGGAUUGGAGAAACAGAAUGGGAGGCAGAUGGGGAGAAGGAAAGGGAUGGGGGGAGCCAUGAAGAGAGAUAGACAGGAAGGCUAGAGAAAGAAGGGGCAUCAUAGAUCUGUAGAGUGAUACUACAGAAAACUAGGAGUUAAUCUGGGACAUUGCAGGAAGGCUGGGGACAACAGAAGUAUGGGAUGAGGAAUGAGAUGGCGAAGAGAGACAGAGAUCAAGCCCUGAGCCCUGAACUUGCCCUGUUCCCACCCCUGGGGCCCAUGGGCAGAAAGGAUUCCUGAAGAUUUGGGGUUCAUUCUCUUCUCCCUCUCCUCCUUUCUUCUUCUGGAUUUCUGAAUUCCAUUUGGGACCCUGAAGACCUUAGAGGGUUCCUUGGUUCCUGGUUCCUCCCCAGGGUACCACUCUGUCCCCUGGUAAAAGCCCACAGGGUUCCCUCUAGGCCCUGGGAUAGCAAGAGGGGCUAUUGGUCACCAGCUGCCUCCCUCCCACCUGGUGCCCCAGCUCCCUCCACUGUUGUUCAUUCUUGAUGCAGGCGGACUCUUUGGUGGUCUGUGAGGUGGACCCAGAGCUGAAGGAGAAACUGCGAAAGUUCCGCUUCCGGAAAGACACAACUAACUCGGCCAUCAUCAUGAAGGUGGACAAAGACCGGCAACUAGUGGUGAUGGAGGAAGAAUUUCAGAAUAUUUCGCCUGAAGAACUGAGGAAUGAGCUGCCUGAGAGACAGCCCAGGUUCAUAGUUUACAGCUACAAAUGGCUCCAUGAAGAUGGACGGAUCUCUUAUCCACUCUGCUUCAUCUUCUCCAGCCCCGUAGGCUGUAAGCCGGAACAGCAGAUGAUGUAUGCAGGAAGCAAAAACCGACUGGUACAAACUGCCGAGCUCACCAAGGUGUUUGAGAUCCGUACCACAGAUGACCUGACAGAGGCUUGGCUUCAGGAGAAAUUGGCCUUCUUCCGUUAGCUGGGGGUAUCUGGAGAUGUCCAAGGAUCUGGAGACUGGACACCUGGGUGCUGGGAAAUGAAAUCCCCUCAGACAAAAUAAACUAGUGAAACCUGGUCUGA
Messenger RNA from Trichosurus vulpecula (common brushtail), 1062 nucleotides. RefSeq names its product glia maturation factor gamma (gene GMFG). The coding region runs from base 530 to 961 and encodes 143 amino acids. NCBI's taxonomy places the organism in Eukaryota, Metazoa, Chordata, Mammalia, Diprotodontia, Phalangeridae. The record is from RefSeq and is a predicted model, not a curated record. Gene Ontology annotation, biological process: negative regulation of Arp2/3 complex-mediated actin nucleation; actin filament debranching. Gene Ontology annotation, molecular function: Arp2/3 complex binding; actin binding. Gene Ontology annotation, cellular component: actin cortical patch. The transcript is spliced from 6 exons.